AUGUCGCUUUCUCCCCUUGAAAAGGCUGCCAGUGGAGCCUUAGCUUCAGCAAUUGCUAGCACGUUGGUUUACCCCCUUGAUUUGAGUAAAACUCUCAUCCAAACACAAGUGGUCAAGAAAGAAGCAAAAGCCACACCCAGCGGAUCUGUUGAUGACUCCACUUACCUUCCUACGAAGAAGGAUGGUAAGCUCAAAUACAAGAACACCCUUGAUUGCUUGAGCCAGAUCUACAAGAAGAAAGGUGUGUUAGGUUGGUACCACGGAUUGAUAUCGUCUAUUUUCGGUUCGGCGGCGCAAAACUUCUCGUACUUUUACUGGUACACUAUUGUCAAGAGAGUUUACGCCAACUUGAAUAAGCAUAUACCCAACCAUAAACCCAAUACAGCUACUGAGUUGUUCUUAGGAGCAUUGGCAGCAGCCAUUUCCCAGAUGUUCACCAUGCCUAUUGGUGUUAUUACCACACAGCAACAGACAGACAAGUCAUCCAAGUCAUUGUUGGAAUUAGGAAAAGAUAUUCUUGAACAAGACGGGAUAACCGGCUUGUGGAGAGGCUUGAGAGUGUCAUUGGUGUUAUGUAUCAACCCAUCUAUUACCUACGGGUCUUAUGAAAGAUUGAAGACGAUUUUGUACGGUAAUAAGCAAUUCUUGGGACCAUUGGAGAGUUUCUCCAUUGGAGUGUUGGCCAAGUCUUUGGCUACCUUGGCUACCCAGCCUUUAAUCGUCUCGAAGGCCAUGUUGCAAAAGAAAUCCAACGUUAAAAAGGAUAAAGAUGGCAAUGUGAUUGUUUCAGCUGAAGGAGACGAAGACGUGAAAUUUGAGACAUUCACUGAAGCAUUACAAUACCUUUGGAGCACUGAGAGGUUUAACGGGUUAUAUAAGGGAAUUGCACCUCAAUUGGUGAAGGGAGUGUUUGUACAGGGAUUGUUAUUUAUGUUUAAAGAUCAGCUUGACAUUUUAUUUUUAUUUUUGUUAAAUUUGUUAAGAGCCAAGAGGGGUCUAGCUGCAAGAAAGUAA
Messenger RNA from Dujonia railenensis, 1014 nucleotides. The record is from the annotation of a GenBank genome assembly. Lineage: Eukaryota; Fungi; Ascomycota; Pichiomycetes; Serinales; Debaryomycetaceae.